AUGUUCGGGAGUGCCUGUAGGCGGAGGGAGUCGUUCGCGCUCCGAUUAGAGACGCGGCGCCCAUACGAGCAUUCGGGCCCAAUUGCGUCUACUUGCAGAGCGCGUGCGGCCAUGGCGACAAUGAGCCUCCUCCUCGAGCCGACCUGUCCUGUUCACCCUCCGAAAAGGUUCGACGGUCGGUUCCACCAGAAGACGACGGCGGGUUCCUCUUUACCAGCUGUCGAUUGGCUUUACUGGAAGAUUCAUGCUGACACCGUUUCCGAGGUGAUCUUCUUCGAUUCCGGUGAAAAGGUGCUAAGCUUUCAUCCCUCAUGA
Molecule: messenger RNA, 315 nt
Organism: Protopolystoma xenopodis
Lineage: Eukaryota; Metazoa; Platyhelminthes; Monogenea; Polystomatidea; Polystomatidae
Source: the annotation of a GenBank genome assembly